AUGGAAAACUUGUCCUACUCUUCUUACCCGGACUCAGGCAACUCCUCACCGCGUUCCCGAGAAAUCGAUUGCGAAAACGCUUCAUGGGAUGAACCACCCACCAACUACAAAGUCAAAUUUAUGUGCAGCUAUGGCGGAAAAAUCCACCCAAGACCACAUGACAAUCAACUCACGUACGUCGGCGGUGACACCAAGAUCUUAGCCGUCGACCGGAACAUCCGGUUCUCCGGCUUCAUGCAGAAAUUGUCGUCUCUGUGCGACUCCGAUGCCUGCUUCAAGUACCAGUUGCCUGGUGAAGAUCUUGACGCUUUGAUUUCGGUAACUACUGAUGAGGAUUUAGAGCAUAUGAUGCUUGAGUAUGAUAGGCUCUAUCGUGCUUCGGCUAAGCCCGCGAGACUUAGACUGUUUUUGUUCCCUGUGAAUCCUCCGUCUAGUACUUUUGGUACGAACGAUACUAAAUCGGAGCGACAAUGGUUCGUUGACGCCUUGAAUUCUGUGCAGAUACAGAAUCUGGAGACUUCUUCUCCAUCGGCUGCGACAUCGACGGCAAUUCCGGACUUUUUGUUUGGUCUGGAGAAAAGUCAAGCGCCGCCAGUAGUGGCAUCGAAAUUACAAGAUCCGCCGCCGCAGCAACCGACGGUUCCGGAGAUAACUGCAAAAGAAUUUCAUGCCGGAUCGGAUUGUGGAUCGGAGGAUCGGCAUGUAAUUGGAGACCCCGUGGUCUCCCCGGCGGAGUUCCAGAGACUGCAGAUUUCAAGUCACGAUCAAGCUAUGUUUAACCGGAAAAUCGACGAAACAAAUCCUAGGGGCUAUUCUGGAGAGUAUUAUCAACAGAAACUUCAAGAAAAACUUUCGCUGCCGCAACCGACGGUGCCGGUGCAAAUUCCGGGGUCAUACUUUUCAGAACGGCACAUGAAUAGCGGAAUUUACCCUAUGGCGGCAGCGCCGGGAAAUGAACAGCAGGUUUAUCUGAUUCCUACGGCGGCUGGUAUGUAUCAGGCUCCGGCAAUGCGUCCGGUGACCGGACAAGUCGGCCAGGGUUACUAUGGGAUGCAAAGAGUAGUACCGGAGGUUUACCGAGAACAACCAAUGUACAAUCUGGUCCCACAGCAAUCGAUUCAGCAACCGAAAAUUGGAGGCUACAGCGAAGCCAUUGGAAUGGUACGGCCGCAAAUGAGCGGCGGAAUUGGGGUGACGGAGGCGGGGUAUGCGCAGGUUGGCUAUGACGGGGCAGGGAGGCAGGUGUACUACACUGCACCAGGAGGGGUGGUGCCGCAAUAUCAGGCGGUGAGCGCGGCGAUGGAUGUGAGGCAAAGUGGUGGCGCGUUAAAUCAAGAGGGUUAG
Molecule: messenger RNA, 1344 nt
Organism: Ilex paraguariensis (yerba mate)
Lineage: Eukaryota; Viridiplantae; Streptophyta; Magnoliopsida; Aquifoliales; Aquifoliaceae
Source: the annotation of a GenBank genome assembly